GCCAGAGCAUUUGCAUACAUAUACGUUUUAAAAGCGGAAACAAAAAAUUCGCCGGAUAAUCUUUGGAUCGAAUUAAGCCAUUAGAGCCUAGACCGAUGUAGUUGCUUCGAUUGCAAAACAUUUACCGGCACACGCUAAAGCGCAGUUAUUUGUUUACGAGUUUCUUAAUCAGCUGUCGCUUUUAAACAAUUCAAGAGUGGACAACGCCAACUGAAUCACAGCUACCACAGCUAUUACCAACCCCCAAAACACCAAGAGCAACAACGUUAACUGCAAAAGCCAAAUUGUUCAGUCGCGCUCUCAGUGCUUUCAAUUGCUGUCGCUUGCAACCGACUUCUUAAUAAACGUGUAAUUGUUAGCUUUGUCAGUCACUCCGAAUAAAACAAAUCGUGUGGCACAGAAUGCAGCUUAAGUGAUGAGAUCGUCUCUUACAACGAUUCCCCCUUGCAACCUAUGGCCAUGACGUUACAACGCCAAGCCUGUUAAUUUUACGCAUAUCUGGAUCUACAUUUGUGUUAUUAUUUAAGAACGCACAUAGAAUUUCGUUGCAUUCCCACAGCAAGCAUCUGAAUUAAAUUUUCUAGCAUGGCUUUGGCAAGUGCAGCAGGAGUGCUCCUUAAGCCACAAACGCCGCUCCAGCAAUUGCUGGAGGACAUCAAUUUUCAGCGCACUAAAGAAAUGCGCCAGCUUUUAAAAGAUGAUGGCGGCUUUGUAGUUCUACAGGGUACUACCUAUUGGACAGAUCUCUUUGUGCGUCACUUCCUAUUUCAAACAGAGCCGGUACACAGCAUAGACUCUGAUGACUUGCUGUUUUUCGUUCGCAAGAAACAUGUGAAAAGCUCUUCUCGACAUAUGCCAAAAUAUGAGACUGAAGUUGAAGUAUUUCGCAAAGAUUCACGCAAACUACCUAUUGGCGAUCCCGAUGUUGAUUGGGAGGAGACAGUCUACCUAAAUAUGGUCAUACAUCAGUUUGAUUACACUCUGACGCUGGCCAUUUGCACACGAACUUCGCCCAAGGAGUUGCAGGUGCUGCGCCGGCAUUCGCAGCGCGUCUACGCCAGCCCAAGUCGUCGAAAAAUGGACUCCAAGGGCGAGGGUGAAGAGAUAACAUACCCGCACAUAUGUUUCAUGGUCGAUAACUUCGAUGAGGUAUUCAGCGACAUUUUGGUUCGUGAUGGCGAGAUGGUGUGUGUUGAACUCGUGGCAAAUGACAAGGACGGCGCUGUCCAGGGUGUGAUCUUUCUAGGCUCAAUACGUUACGAUGCUUUGAAGAAAGUUUACGAUGCUAGACAAUCUAGUCUCAGCUCAAAAGUGGCGCAGCGCAUGUCAUUUGGUCUGUUCAGCAGCGGCGCUGGCGUCCAAACCCGUUGCGAAUUUGUCCGCAUGAAGGGACCUCAGGGUAAGGGCCAUGCUGAAAUGGCCGUGACAAAACCUAAAGGCUCCGGUGUGGAGACACCUACUAGUGAGCCUGGCUUUUGUGCGACCGACAUGUGGGAUGAAUGGGAGGAGGAAAACGAUGAUUAUUGUACUUACCGCCAUCAGCGCCGACUCAGCGAUCCUAGUGCCAAUCUCAACAAUUUUUCUCGGUAUGGCUGGCGUACAAAAAAUGCACAGGACGUUGUUGGCGGCGGAAGCAGCGCAGGCGCUAAGGCUCGUUCGGAGAACGAGGGCCUUGAUUCGCUAGCCAGCGAAGUUUCCGAAAUAGAGGCGGGUGAUCUCAGGGAUGAUCAACAACGUCCUGCUUUCUCGGCCUCCACGGCAAAACUGCACCCAAAUCCAAAUUGUGAAUCGCUCAAACAAGGCGCACAAGAUCAGGCUCAAGGCGGCUGUGCCGGCACAGAAUCGACUGCACCUUUAAGCGCAACCGCCGAAGUUUCGGCCAAUGAAGUGGCCACUGGCAAGAACGUCAGCGAAGGCAGCACAGGCUGUGGCAAUUGUUUCGGGGGCAAGAAAUGUAAACGUUGGGUUUCAGCGGUCAGCGCUGACACUCCCGAAAUGUCCGAGGUAUAUUGCCCAAGUUGUGAGGAUGCUGCCAACGAGACACCGGCCUGCCUUAACAAAAUGCCCGAUAAGCAAGCUAAGACGAAGGCCAAGACCAUACUCAGUGUAGAGAGUGAGUUGGUGGUCAGUAAGCGCGGAAGCUUGCGUUUUAGUGACAGCAAAAAGAAGAGCGGGAACAUUACGAGAAGCGCCUCGUUGAGUGCCGCAGAUCGGAGAGCUAAUGGAGCGGCAGCUGCAGCAGCGGCAAAAAAAGCGCCGAUCUACCGAACGCGCCCAGGGCCGGUCAAUGAAAAAAUGCGCAAAGAGAAGGAAAAAGUGUUGGACAGAGAUAAGGAUAAGGAGAAUGAUAAAAGAAGUUCGAAUCAGAAGUCUACAACAACCAGUAGUCUGUUGGCAAGGGUGUCGCCAAAGCGUCUGCGAGGCGGUAAACAUGUCUCCACAGACAAAGAAAAGGAUAGAGAUAAUUCAAAGGCGGCAGUCAAACUAAAGGGCAACUCGGGUAGCACCACCACCACAAAAAACAACAACAACGAAAAGGCAAGGAGUGCCGCUAAGGGGUUAGCACCCGUAGCCAAACAAGAAGAAUAUGAAAUUGCCGACGAUGCGACCUCACUAAAUGGCAGUGAAGCGGACGGUGGCGUUGGAGAUGGCAUUAAUGCCAAAAUUGCUAUACUCAGUGAGAGUGAGUGUAAGCUAAUGAUCAGCGUACGUGGACGCGAAGAGUUGCCCGUCGUGGAGCAACAUACAGUUACGCCAACGCCGCCGUCGGCCCUACGUUUUGAAAAGUGUUUACUUGUACCUGUGAAAUCAGAAAGCCAUCCAUUACAGUUAGAAAUUGGAGACCCGACACCGUCUCAGUCACCGUCAUCGUUGCCAGCUGACAACGCAGCGAACGAUAAUGAACCCGAUGAGGAGGCUGCUGCGGCGCCAUCAGAGCUAACGCCCAUGUUGCUAAAUGAUGAGCAGAACGAUGCUAAUGGCAAUCAUAAUCAUCAUCAGGCAGAUGAUGGCAGUUCAACAUUGCCACGUACCACCUCCAAACGCAACAAUGCCGCCUCCCAGCAGUCGUUUUUGAACAAGGCAAUGCAUCUGGUGCCUAAGCGACGUACGCCAGAUGGCACAAACAUAUAUUAUUGGUGUGAUCUUCCCAAGAAAGCGCUCAAAGAACUCGAUGAUGGCGCCUAUAAUCCACUCUGGACAAGUCGUGGUUUUACACAAUCUUUUCAUUUCUGGAAGGAGAAUCGUCGCCAACAAUCCACACCGCUCAACGCAUUCCUGACCUAUGUCACACUGCCCUGGUGGAGUAUUGCGAAAGACCUCUUGGACCAUCGGGAAACGCCAAUUUUGACAUUUUAGUACUGAAUCCCAUGUGCAAACUUUAUGAUUUAAUCAUUUAUUUGUAUUCCUUUUAUGAUUGUGAUUUGCUUUGAUGCUUUUUUGUAUUGGUGUAUUAUUAUUUAAAUAUUAAUCAAAUGCUAACCGUGUGAUCAGUUCCAAAAGUAUCUCAUGUAUAGCUCUUGUCAGUGUAAUUUAAUUUUUAUUUGUAAAUGGUCGUAACUAUUAUAUUACGCCUGUUGUGAAUUCAGUUUUUUGUUACACACAUUUUUUAAUAUAUUCAAAUAUAAAUAAAUCUCUAAACUGUAUUAUAUUUUAAGCAAUUGUAUCUAUGAACGAUGUAUACAUACAUUUGUGUUUAUUUUCACUGUUAUAUGUAAAGCUCGAUCCUCGCGAGUAUGCUAACAAUUUCCUACACAAACUAAAUAGAUUAUGAGUAUAUUAAAGAUCUGAGCCAACUAACAAAUUUGUAUGAUGUACUAUAGAACCCUAAAUACUAUAAUUUGUAUAUGAAUUUUGAAACAUA
This is a messenger RNA of Scaptodrosophila lebanonensis, 3862 nucleotides long. RefSeq lists its product as uncharacterized. The transcript is spliced from 8 exons. Bases 586 to 3357 code for a protein of 923 amino acids. The record is from RefSeq and is a predicted model, not a curated record. Lineage: Eukaryota; Metazoa; Arthropoda; Insecta; Diptera; Drosophilidae.